GAUAAGGCCGCCCAGGCGAGGCGGGUAAGGUUCCUAAUCGUCCCAAGGACCCAACCGUCGCCCGAAAUGGACGAGGCACCGUUGGUGUCUUUCGCUUUUGUUCCUUCGCUCUUCUGUCCGAUCUUUUUCCUCCUAGAAGCAAUUCACAAAGUAGCGUACGACUUAUCAAUCAUCGACCCAUUCCGUUUUCCACCCGUUCUACUCGCUUUGUCCAUCUAUUGCGUACGGUAUAUCUACUUCCGAUAUUCGAACAUUGACCUUUUCUUCAACACCACUCGUGGUAUGGUGGCACACAUCUCCCCGGCAGGCAAUGAUACACUACACAAAAGGCUCCCUGAUAGACGGCUUAGGCAACGACGCCACUUGACCUGGUCGACAAGCAGGCCGGCUUGUCAGCACAGCCAGACUUUCUUCAUUUAUGAAUCAGGCUGCCUCUUGAUAACCCCGCGAUGUACGACAAUUGCAAAGAGGCUCAGCUUCAGCUGUACGCAAGCGACCCUGCAAACGCGUCCCGUACAGAAUAUCUGGAUGCUGUCACACUCUCGUAUACCACAUCUGGACGACGUUGCAGCAAUCGGCGCUUGCCAGAACCUUAAUCAUCCCGCAAUUAAUCAGAUUCAUCUCGACCUUUUUCCACCUCAACCCGCACGUUGCGAUGCCCCGAGAAACCUACAAAGAUUCCUCUCUUGUCUCGAAACCUCAAGGAGCUAGACCCUGGCCGUUUCUACCCCGACUUUGGACGGAUAAAGAUAGGUCUUCACAGCACGAUAACCAAGAUACCUUCAGCCUGCCCCCGACCAACACGCCCGCCUA
Messenger RNA from Colletotrichum phormii, 813 nucleotides. RefSeq lists its product as uncharacterized. The transcript has a single exon. The coding region runs from base 67 to 711 and encodes 214 amino acids. NCBI's taxonomy places the organism in Eukaryota, Fungi, Ascomycota, Sordariomycetes, Glomerellales, Glomerellaceae. The record is from RefSeq and is a predicted model, not a curated record.